Molecule: messenger RNA, 804 nt
Organism: Hansenula ciferrii
Lineage: Eukaryota; Fungi; Ascomycota; Saccharomycetes; Phaffomycetales; Wickerhamomycetaceae
Product: RNA-binding family protein
Exons: 2
Coding region: 1-804 (267 amino acids)
Cellular component (GO): ribonucleoprotein complex; cytoplasm; nucleus
Molecular function (GO): mRNA binding
Source: RefSeq, a predicted model, not a curated record
AUGAGUGAAGCUCCAUUAUCAGACGUUAGAUUAUUUAUCAGACCUCUUCCAUUUGACAUCAAAGAAGAAGAAAUCAAAGAUUUCUUUGGUCCAAUUGGUGAAGUUAAAGAAAUUGUUAUCAACAACGGUUUCGCCUUCGUUGAAUACAACAUCGCUGAUGAUGCUAAAAGAGCCGUUGAAGAAUUAAACGGUAAACAAUUCAUUGAUGCUCCAAUUGAAAUUCAAUUCUCAAGAGCUAGAAGAGAAAGACACAGAGUUUUAGUUACUGGUAUUGCUGAAGGUGCUCAAUGGCAAGAUUUGAAAGAUUUCGUUGUCGAUCAAGGUUUCGAAGUUACUUAUGCUAACGUUCACACCAGAGAUAACGAUGGUACCGGUGUUUUAGAAUUCCCAACUGAAGAACAAUCAGCUGAUGCUAUUGCUAAAUUAAAUGGUGCUGACUUCAGAGGUUCUCCAUUAGGUUUAGAAAAAGAUUUAAACCCACCACCAAUCCGUACUGGUGGUUUCAGAGGUGGUUUCAGAGGCCGUGGUGGUUUCGGUGAUCGUGGUGGUUUCAGAGGUGGUUUCAGAGGCCGUGGUGGUUUCGGUGACCGUGGUGGUUUCAGAGGUGGUUUCAGAGGUCGUGGUGGUUUUGGUGACCGUGGUGGUUUCAGAGGUGGAUUCAGAGGCCGUGGUGGUUUUGGUGAUCGUGGUGGUUUCAGAGGUGGCCGUGGUGGUUUCGAUGGUGGUUACAGAUCAAGAGAUGAAGGUAGAGACUUUGGUGGUGACAGAGGUUUCAACAGAGACAGAUCCCCAGGUAGAUACUAA